CUGAGUCAAAAAUCACAAAUUCUUUUGAUAACAAAAAUGGCUGCUGUACAACAAAACUAUACCAAAAUGAUUUCUGCACAGCUACGCAUGAAAUCAAAUGAGUUUUUAAACUCACGAAAACAUGCAAAUAAUCUCGCUGAUAUCCUUCAAAUGUUUGAGGCUGAGACCGAGAAUUAUACACCGCUGUUAUUAACAAUCGAAGUCAUAUUUACGGAGCUUCUAAAAAGGGGUGAUUUGGUCCAGCAUAUCGUCCCACUUAAGCCUGCAGACACCAGUCCUGAGGCUGAGUACAAGAGAUGGCUCAACGAGUGUUACGAGGCAGCCAUAUCCCGUGCCCUUCAGUGCAUCAAAUGUGGGCGCACCAGCUCUCGGCUGCAAGCUCUGGUGACUGCUUGCAAGCUGCUGCAGGCGGAAGGGAAGUACCCGCUGGAGCCUACUACUGGUUAUUACUUCCCUUCUGUAAGACUUAAGAACAUAUUCACAGUGCUACUGGACUCAGAAAUAUCCAUGUCAGCGCAGAUUGCACGCUUCCAAGAGUUCACAGAGUACAGGGAUGUGCAACAAUUUGGCCUUAAAGUUCUCUCUGCAAUUGCUUAUCGCAAAUCUGCCACUCAUAUGUACAUGCAAAAUUUCCUUGAGCUCCUCGACAAACUGUUAGCCUCUGAAAUAUCCACUGAGAACAAACCCAAGGCUAAAGAUCGAGACAAUGACACAGAGAAAGACAUGAAAGUGCUCUGUGCAGCUGACGGCAAGCCGCAGUUCCCGUUCAACCCUCAAAUGUGCCGGCGCUGCGCCAACCGUUGCUGGAGCUUCGCGUGCCUGUGGCCGCUGUGCGAGGACCCGCGCACGCAGCGCCGCGCGCUGCUGCUGCUGGUGGAGCGCCUCAUGCCGCUGCUGAGCAAGCCGCACCUCGCCACCGACAUGCUGUGCGACAGUCUCGACGCAGGCGGGCCGAUCAGCAUGCUGGCGCUGCAGGGCGUGCUGGAGCUGGUGCGGCGCCACAACAUCGAGUACCCCGACCUGUACGACCGCCUCUACGCCAUGUUCGAGCCGGAGAUGUUCGCCACGCGCUACAAGAAGCGCCUGCUGCACCUCGCCGACAUAUUCCUCAGCUCCACACACUUGCCCGAGGGUCUGGUGGCGGCAUUCGCCAAGCGCCUGUCGCGGCUGGCGCUGGUGGCGGCGCCCGAGGACGCGGGCGCGCUGCUGGCGCUGGUCGCCAACCUGCUGCUGCGCCACCCCGCGCUCAAGCGCAUGAUCUGCUGCGACGACUCGCCCGCCGUCAUGUCCAACGACCCGUACGUGAUGGAGGAGUCGCACGCGGCUCGCGCGCGCGCGCUCGGCUCAUCGCUGUGGGAGCUGCGCGCGCUGCGCCGGCACUGGGAGCCCGCCGUCAGCCGCGCCGCCGCGCUCGUGCUGCGCGCCGCCGACCAGCGCCAGCCGCCGGCGCUGCUCGCGCCCGACCAGGACCAGCUUUUCGAUGCAGAGCUGAAGAAGAGGUUCAAGGCAAUAGAGAUGAACUUCAUCCGGCCGCAGAGCAUGGCGCUGCCCGCCGGCGAGCGGUUGCUGCAGUACUGGGAGUUUGCCUGAGCAGCGCUCGCCUCGGCUGCGCUGUUGACACUCAUGACGUCAGCCGUGACGUCACCAAGUUCGUGAUCCAACAGGAGAUGUUUCAUAAUACAAUGAUUCUUUGUUGAUAUAAAAAAUCAUUUAAAUCGAUUUAGUUAACUAUAGCUUGGCGAAUUCGUUCGUAACACUCCCGAUGGUCCGCGGGGGCCGGGAGGGGGUUAGCGAUGCCCCGCGCGCACGAUUUCAUACCCGCGCAGUCUUUCCCCUCCUGUCGCCCGCAUAUCAUGGGACUGUCAGGAACAUUGCCAAGCUAUAGAAUAAAUUCACAGACAAGAGAAUAGAUGGUACCACCAAAUUAAUACAAUCUACACAUUUAUGUCAAGCAGACCGACUUAGGUAAGACUUACAUAACCUCCACAUAUGUGGUGUAACUAUCCAUAAGGAUUUCCACAAAAAAAAAAUGGGCCUUUACACCACAGGGCGGUAUCUUAGGCCUGUAAAAUAUUUUUAUACUGUAAAGAUUACAUGAACCCAUUUUAGCCAUUCUAUCAUUAGUAGAGUUGGACUUCAAGAAUUGUUUUUUUUUUUUUUUGACAAUACCAAACAUUUGUGGUUAACUACUUGCCUUUUUAGUGUGAGGACUUGACUAAAAUAUGGGGUUUAUAGGAUUAGGUAUUUAUGCAGAAGUAUGUAAGCUAUUUACAUUUUGCAACAUCUCCUUUACAUAAUCCAAUGGCUGUCAAAUUUGACAUCACAUUUUGUCCGGUGCCAGCAUAGAGAAAGAUAUUUGACAUUUUCUGUAUGUUGGCGCUUCUAUAUAUCUAAAUAUACACAGAAGCAAUAAAAUAUAUUUGGAUAUACGAUAUUUAAAGAUUUAUGAUAGUGAUGUAGUUGUAUAAUUUUGAGUCUUAACUCAUAGUUGAUGCCAGUGAAAUGUUAUGCUCCUAGAGUCUGCAAUAUCCUCUAGGCUUAGGGAAUGUUAAAAUCUUGAGAUAUUCUCUUCAAGAUCAAUAAUACCAUCAGUGAAGUAGUGCAACGGGUACCUCAUUGUAAAAUAUCUAGUGGAUAGCCACAGAUUAACGAAUAAUAUGCAGAUAGAGCGCACGGAAAACGACGCUGUCGUAGCCGCUCCAAAUACGUAAUUAAAAAACGAAUACAUUCUCGAGUUAGCACAACACGUGUCUAAUCAAUAAUUUGCAAUAUUAUUCAAGAAAAAUGGCGUCAUAGGUUUUUAUAUAUUUUAAAAACUUUUCACAAAAACUGAAGAAAUAAGAUGGAGUAUUUUUUUAUUGGUAAUUAUUGAUUAUAUUAAUUUACGAAGUAAAGACUCAUUCUGGAUCAUCUUUAUUCUAUGUGGAAUAGCUUGAUUUUUCAAAGAUCCAUGAAAAUGAAACUAACGACAAAUCAUAUUCAUUACAUGCAAUGAAAAUUGAAUUUCAAUGGAUAUUUCGCCUCCAAGGUGAAUAACACUUCACUCAGUAACUACUAAGAAAGUAGAAAAGUAAACUAUUUGUAAACUUUUUGAAUCUUGACACGUUUUCUAAAAAACAGAAAUUAUAGAUUAAUUAAAAUAAAAUGAUUGACACUUUUUGAUCAUUUCAUUUUGACAAAAUAAACAGCAAAUAACCUAACUAUUCGAGAAAAUGCAUUUUGAAAAUGAUUGAUGUUUUUUACCAACAUCAAAAAAAGGAGGAGAUUCGUAAUUUGUCGGCAUCUUUUCUUUUUAUUAAAUAGUUUUCUAUUUGUAUAUUCCAAAAAUAAUUUAAUAAAUUAAUAGUUUUGCACAAAUGCUGUUUGGAAUAACUAUUAUUAAAUGUUAGCUAUGUUAGGAGUAUCUCUGCGUGAUCGAAUCAAAAAUGACGAGAUCCGCAGAAGAACCAAAGUCACAGACAUAGCUCAACGAGUUGCGAAGCUGAAGUGGCAAUGGGCGGGGCACAUAGUGCGAAGAGCCGAUGGACGUUGGGGUCCCAAAGUGCUGGAAUGGCGACCCCGCACUAGUAAGCGCAGUGUUGGCCGACCCCCCACCAGGUGGACUGACGACAUCAAGCGAGUCGCAGGGAUUCGCUGGAUGCAGGCGGCUCAGUAUCGUGAUGUUUGGAAGUCCCUACAAAAGGCCUAUGUCCUGCAGUGGACGUCCAUCGGCUGAUAUGAUGAUGAUGAUGAUGAUGAUGAUUAUUAUUAAAUGGCAUGUUGCAAUUGCAGAAGUUUUCAUUUAAAAACAUUUUUAGUUGACAUUAGUUUUUAAAUUGUUGUGUUAAUAGUACAUUUGUACACAAAUUUUCCUACAAUAGUUUACUGUUGUUGUUUGUUGUUGACAAAAAAGCUUGCGUAGAUUUUAUCAAGUUUCAUGCAUUUUCUUUAAUAUGUUAAUUUAUUAUUAUUUUGUUGAAUUAUAAUACUAUAUAAUUCAAUUGAUGCCUGUCUGUAUGCACAUGUAAUUUUUAAAACCUUUUAUUUUAUAACAAUAAUAAUUUGAAUUAUUAUUAAAAUAGUAUUUAAAUAUCUGUUAUGUUUAUCCAAGUGUUGAAAGUGAGUUAACAAGUUAGCUCUUGACUACAAUCACACCUGAUGGUAAAUGAUGUUGCAAUCCAAGAUGCUGAAAAGAUGACAUGAUUAUUACAUGCCGACCAGCAUUGUGAGAGCGUGGUGGGUUUAAGCUCUAUAUUCCUUCUAUAAGGAGGGUGGAAUGUCCCAGUAGUGAGCUGUUAAAAACCGCUGAUAAUAAUUUUUAUUAAUUGCUAGUUAAUUUUGCACUACCAUGUCCAUUCUGAGCCCAGUGGGCCUAAUCUCUCGUGAUGAGAAAAUUAUAUGUAUAUUGUAGACCAAUAGCCGCGGAUCGAAUAUAUCGCUCUCUAUUUCGUCUCAUUGCAACAAAAGAGAGAGCGAUAAUUUCGAUUCCGCUACUAUUGGUCGAUAGAUUUGGCUGGUGGGAGGCUUCGGCCGUGGCUAGUUACCACCCUACCGGCUAAGACGUACCGCCAAGCGAUUUAGCGUUCCGGUACGAUGCCGUGUAGAAACCGAAAGGGGUGUGGAUUUUCAUCCUCCUCCUAACAAGUUAGUCCGCUUCCAUCUUAUUAGACUGCAUCAUCACUUACCAUCAGGUGAGAUUGUAGUCAAGGGCUAACUUGUAAAGAAUAAAAAAAAAAAGAUAAUACAUCAUUCUCUAAACAAUAAAAUAUGUCAUUGACUGUCUACCCUUUCUACUUUCAUUCCAUUUGAGUAUAUUAAUAACCCUAACCACCUAUUUAUUUUUAAGAGCUUUUUAAGAUUUAUGUAUAGGUUAAGGAAUUUUGUUGAAGAAUAUUUAAUUUUUUUUUUAUUAUAAUAUGCCUUGAAUUUCGUCGCGAACCGCCAUAUUAAUUUUAUUGUUAUUAUUGUAUUAUUAUCGUUUAUUAUUAUUAUUAUUGGAGCCUCGCAAGGGUGCGGGACUGUAAUGAAUAUCGUAAAUCUGUAUGUUAGUUAUUUACUGAAUAAGUUUAAUAAUCGUAUGUAUAUUUAUGUUACUUACUCCGUUAUAAUCCCUCAGAAGUUAUUUAUUUAAAAAUAUACGUUUAAUUUUAUUGAAGUUUGAAUUUAUUGAUUUUUUGUUAAAUUCAAAGUUUAAUCUUAUUAAUUUAAACUGCUCCCUGUGAACAUGUAAUUGAGAUUAUAAUGGAUCAAGCCAUUUUUAUAUUGCCUUUUUGUUUUAGUUCCCAAUUUAGGAUGCAUUUGUAAUCUGUUUUAACGCAACAGCUGUGGUUGCAGUUUUUUUUUUUAAUUUUGUAGUGUUCUAAUUUCGAUUUUGAAGAAAUCUACAAAAUCUACAAAAUCAAAAUUUCAUUUAUUUCAAGUAGGCUCAGUUUACAAGCACUUUUGAUACGUCAGUUGACUAUUUGUAAAGAUUCUACCACCGGUUCGGAAGGCAGAUACAGACUUUUGAUACUAAUUCGCAAAGAUUAAAGAACCAAUAGGCAGAUGAAGCGUCGCAUCAUCAAUUUUUCAAUAUUAUUCAAGAAAAAUGGCGUCUUAUAUUUUUAAAUAUUUUAAAAUAAGAUGGAGUAUUGUUAGUGUUAAAUUUUGUAUAUGCGUAUGUCAAGGAGACGCGUGACGUUUUGGGUUUCUAUGGGUUUCACCGGCUCCAUCACGCUGCUUGUAAAGAGUCAUUCAGGAUCAUUAUUUAUUCUAAAUUCCAUAGAAAUCAAACUUUACUUUCGAACUAUAGUUAUACUAAAUAAGUUUUAAUGUCAAUCCCAAUAUUUUCUGGCACUAAUUCAAAGUCAUGAUGCUAAUAAGAACAAAAAUAUGUGUUUUCCUGUUUUGGACCAUUUUGAAAAAAAGCAUCGUAAAGUGGUGUAUUAUGUUAGUAUGUAGAAUCUCAAGUUCAAAGCUCUAUAAAGUUAGUGCCCGCGCCCGCCGUGUGAUGUGAUCAUUUGUAACAAAACACAUAGUUUAAUUUAGUGUAAGGACAUUUUAUUUUAUUAUUAUGAAUAAAAAAUAUAAAUAAAACAA
Molecule: messenger RNA, 6057 nt
Organism: Bicyclus anynana (squinting bush brown)
Lineage: Eukaryota; Metazoa; Arthropoda; Insecta; Lepidoptera; Nymphalidae
Product: nucleolar complex protein 4 homolog B
Exons: 10
Coding region: 37-1590 (517 amino acids)
Biological process (GO): ribosome biogenesis
Cellular component (GO): Noc4p-Nop14p complex; small-subunit processome; nucleolus
Source: RefSeq, a predicted model, not a curated record